Molecule: messenger RNA, 3497 nt
Organism: Anastrepha ludens (Mexican fruit fly)
Lineage: Eukaryota; Metazoa; Arthropoda; Insecta; Diptera; Tephritidae
Gene: Patsas
Exons: 3
Coding region: 196-1899 (567 amino acids)
Biological process (GO): protein palmitoylation
Cellular component (GO): Golgi membrane
Molecular function (GO): protein binding; palmitoyltransferase activity
Source: RefSeq, a predicted model, not a curated record
AAAGCAACCAAGAUUUCUCAUCUACUCGAGAAUCCGCUCCAUCAAUCACCUUCGGCUUCAGGCACUGUGAUUGUGGAGAGAACGGAUUUUUAUAACGUGGCCAGCGGCGACAUCAUCAGAACGCAGCACAGCAAAGUGCACCCCAGUCCGGGGGCCGCCCGCAGUGUGUGGGCGUUGCCCCUGACCUCAUGCAAUAUGGUAGCCGAAGAGGAUAGUGCCGCCAACACAGAAGAACGCCCUCAUUCACCACCAACAUUGCGCCGUGGUGGACGUGGUUGCGUGGGCGUGAACAAUGUUGGUGGUGGGGUUGGACGCACUUCUGGAGGAGAUGGAGUCAUCGACAAACAUGAUGACAGCAAUUUACUAUUGUUUGAAGGCAUCGACGGUGCUAUGGCGCAUUUGGAUGACAUAUUUGAUGUGAUUAAAAAUGGCGAAGUUUGUGAUGUGGAAAAUUUGGUGGAGAAAUUCGGUAUUGAAUGUUUGUCUGCCCGUGAUAGGCACGGCUACACACCUGGUCAUUGGGUCGCGCUGAAUGGCAAUGUGGAAAUGUUGCGGUAUUUAAUUGAACGUAAUGCACCGGUCGAUUUGCCUUGUCUAGGUACACAAGGCCCGCGGCCCAUACACUGGGCUUGUCGUAAGGGCCAUGCGGCUGUGGUGCAAGUAUUGCUCCAGGCUGGUGUGGCUGUGAACGCGGCUGAUUUUAAAGGUCUUACACCGCUCAUGAGUGCCUGUAUGUAUGGUAAGACAGCUACGGCCGCCUACUUGCUCGGUAUGGGUGCACUUAAUCAUCUUACGGAUAUAAAUGGCGACACAGCUUUGCAUUGGGCAGCUUACAAGGGGCAUGCCGAUCUCAUGCGAUUGUUGAUGUAUUCAGGAGUUGAAUUACAAAAAACUGACAAUUUUGGUUCGACACCAUUGCAUUUGGCUUGCCUCUCGGGCAACAUGACGUGCGUACGAUUGUUGUGCGAAAAAUCAAAUAUGGACUUGGAACCGCGAGAUAAGAAUGGUAAAACGCCGAUAAUGCUGGCACAGGCACAUCAACAUCAGGACAUUGUGCGAUUGCUGUAUAACGAAGUGAAAAAAAAAUCACGUUGGAUACCGUCAAUUUCGGAAAUUUGGGGAUGGUUGUUUGGUGGAGCAGGCGAUUCGAAGGGCCCAUUGCUGCUUUUCCUAUUUUCGGUGUUAUUAUGGGGGUACCCAAUGUAUAUGAUAAGGGCUAUACCAAUUACCUGGAAUAUUCUUCGUCGUUCCCACUAUUGCUUCAUCUAUUGGAAUGCAGUUAUGUGGAUCAGUUGGGUAAUCGCGAAUCGUCGUGAUCCAGGCUACAUACCGCUCAGCUCCGACGCCUACUAUCGCGCUAUCAAGCAGAUACCAUAUUUCGAUAAGUUAAAAAAACGUAAUGUUAUUUUGACCCGUCUAUGUCACAGCUGUCGAUGUUUACGCCCGCUGCGCGCCAAACAUUGCCGUGUUUGUAAUCGAUGCGUAUCUUAUUUUGAUCAUCACUGUCCGUUUAUCUAUAACUGUGUGGGCUUGCGGAAUCGUAUGUGGUUCUUCUUGUUCGUGCUCUCAGUAGCUGUAAAUUGCUCAUUCACCAUUUACUUCGCUUGCUAUUGUGUGAUGAUUGAGGGCUUUACGUUGCUCUAUGUUUUGGGACUGUUGGAGGCUGUUGUUUUUUGUGGUCUCGGUUGGAUACUGACCUGUACAUCGAUAUUGCAUGCCUGCAUGAAUCUUACGACCAACGAAAUGUUCAAUUACAAACGUUAUCCAUAUUUGCGAGACAAGCGUGGACGCUACCAAAAUCCAUUCUCGCGUGGACCUAUUCUAAAUUUGUUGGAAUUCUUUGUCUGCUUGCCUGAUCGGAGCGAUGAAAAUGAUUUGCUUAUGGAGGAUAAUAUUUGAUUGAAAACUUAGGUACGCGCUAAUGCGCGGCGCCGAAAAAUACCAGCACAUGGAUAAUAAAAAGAUUAAAUCGUUAAGCUGGAUUUCAAAGCCAGUCGAGACGGAUGCAAUGCGAAGUGAGAAAUAAGAUUAAGUAGUUAUUUAGCUUGAAUUUAAACGCACUUUUCAGCUUUAGCCUAUGAUAACUAAUUGGAAAGAUAGAGAGUGUAGCAACAAUUGAGAUUACAAAGAUGAAGCGAAAACCAAAAACCACAUGGUAAAAGGAAAUUGGAGUUAGCUUGAGGAUAUGAACAGUAAAAACUAUAUACGAGUAGGUGCAAGUUUUCAAAUCAAACUAAUUGAAAAUGUCGGAAAAGUCCCAUGACAUAUGACGUUACCGAUCCGUAUUUAUGUUCUGGCAUAAAAUUUCAAUCCAGCAGCCAAGGCGCAUUCAUUAAUGGUGGUUGUACUAGACCAACAACAAUGUUCUGUACGUUUGAUUGUCAAAGCAAAGUAUUGAGAAACUAGAAAACAAAUAAUGAAUUCGCAUUGUUUCAUUUUGAGCUGACAGCCACAUGGACACGGCGAAAGACAAAAAAACAACUCAGCUGAUUUACCAACACCACCUUUAAUAGAUUCGCCUUGCCAGCAGCAUUCCGAAACAAAAAACCUUGUUUACACACGUUUUUGUAACUGUAUAAUAUGUACAUUGCUAAAAAAUUUAUUUAAUUUGGGAGUGCUGCCAGAGUGAUAGCCGUUAAGUUAAUACAAGUACGGGAUAGACUCGAUUGUAGUUAGCCGAUCUCCUCCUAUUUGUGGCGUGCGUCUUGAUGUUGUUCGGCAAAGGGAGCCACUUACAGUUUUAAGCCGAGCCGAACUUACAGUUUUAUGAGGAGCUUUCUUAUGAUAGCAACGCUCUCGGGGGUUUGCCAUUGCCUGCCGAGGGGCGACCGCUAUUAGAAAAAAAAUGUAUCUUUUAUUUGAUGUUCACAGAGAUUCGAACCUACGCACUCCCGAAUGGUAGUCACGCCCAAAUGUGCAAUUUCCACCCAACGAAUUUCAAGAAAGAGGAUAAAAUUAAAAAAAUAAUUUGAUGUAUGUAAAUAUACAUAUGUCACAAAUCUUAAAAUGUGGUGCAGAUGAUGCGCACAAUUAGUAAAUUUAGAGUUUCUAGGGUUAGUAAACGAUUAGGGCGCAUAUCCAUACGUAGCUAAGCUAUCUGUAUUUAAGGUAAAAUUUCUGCAACUCGGUCUAACAGAAUAUAACUACACAUAUUACACGCUACGGAAUUGCAGCGAAUGUAGCCACCUCGAAUCCUUUUUAACAGCAACUGAACGAUUCGUACAAAUUCGAAUAUAAAACCAUAAUUGUUAGUGAUGCUGAGUAAGCCUAGUAUUUAGCAUCUAAAUUGAUCAAUACCGAUUAAAAAUUAUGCACAUAACUUUUUUUAGAGUUAAAUUCAUAUGUCAUAUUCCAAAAAAAUUAUGUCCAGCUUAGAAAACAGUCUAAGAGUAUAAAUAAAUAUAUGCAACUGCUUUAAUCGUUGAUUAUACCACGAAUGCAAACUGUGGCAUUAGCUUAAAUAAAUUUAUUAAAAUAUAAAAGUAUUGCAAAUUAAA